AUGGUUGAGAUUGUUGGGAAGUUACAAGCAUUUAGGUAUCUCCAAAUCGACGAACAAGUGGCUAGAUUUUUGUAUAUUUUGGCUCACCAUGUGAAAAACCGUGUGGCAAAGUUCCAAUUUCGUAGAUCAGGAGAGACAAUUAGUAAACAUUUUAAUAAUGUAGUGAAUGCUAUAAUUGGAUUGGAAAAAGAAUUGUUUAAGAAACCUGAGCCCGUAUCAGAAACUUCAACAGAUGAAAGAUGGAAAUGGUUCAAGAGAUGUUUAGGAGCAAUAGAUGGGACACAUAUAAUUGUACAUGUACCAGAGAAAGACAAACCAAGAUAUAGGAAUCGAAAAGUAGAAAUAACAACAAAUGUCCUUGCUGCUUGCACUCCUGAUAUGCAAUUCAUUUACGUAUUACCAAGCUGGGAAGGAUCUGCUGCUGAUGGUAGAAUACUACGUAGUGCAAUGCUUCGAGAAAAUGGGUUACAAGUAGCUAAAGGUAACUAUUAUCUUGUUGAUGUCGGAUAUACUAAUGGUGAAGGCUUCCUUGCACCAUUUAGAGGUCAAAGAUAUCAUUUGAAUACUUGGCUGAAUGGACAUCGACCAGAAAAGACUAAAGAAUAUUUUAACAUGAAACACUCAGCGACAAGGAAUGUCAUAGAACGUUGCUUUGGAGUAUUAAAAAAAAGAUGGGCUAUACUUAGAAGUCCAUCAUUCUAUCCCAUUCGGACACAAACUAAGAUAAUUCUUGCUUGUUGCCUUCUACAUAACUUCAUACGAAAAGAAUUGCCUUAUGAUCCACUUAACGAUGAUGAAGUUAUUGACACAAACAAUGAUGACGACGAUGCAGAUCUUGGAUCACAAGUCGAGCAUAUAACAACAAUUGGAAAAUCAAAUGAAUGGACAAGUUUUAGAGAAAACAUGGCUACCUCAAUGUUUAAUUCAUGGAGAUUUAGGCAUAACUGA
Messenger RNA from Lactuca sativa (garden lettuce), 948 nucleotides. RefSeq names its product protein ANTAGONIST OF LIKE HETEROCHROMATIN PROTEIN 1-like. NCBI's taxonomy places the organism in Eukaryota, Viridiplantae, Streptophyta, Magnoliopsida, Asterales, Asteraceae. The record is from RefSeq and is a predicted model, not a curated record.